UGCGCUGCUGGGUCUGGGGCACCGGGGCCUUAGUGCUGUCUCUUCCGUGAAAACCCCGGGACCAACACUUUAGGGUCCAAUGCGGUCGGGCUCUGGCCUCCCGGCUCCGACUGAUACAACGGCCCAAGCAGGUCCUGGACAUUUUCCUCCCUGUUUAGGGCUUCAGGAGCCGGCUGGGGAGCUGGAGCAACCUGUCUGGAGCCCAGCCUCGGGCCUAGCAUCUGGGUCGCAGCCCAGGCCAGGGUCCUGCUUAAGGGCUGGAGGGGCUGCAUGUCCGGUGCCCGUCCCCCUUGCCCCCGUCUGUAGCCUGCUGACCCACCCGUUGCUGACCUCCCCGAACACCGGGCAGCCCUGCACUGGAGACACCGUGCACGCUCCUCCCGGUGUGAAUGGGGAGCCAGGGCACCAGGCACAGGGGACCCCUCUGGCCGGAAGCUGAGCAGAGGAGGCCAAGGGAAGCAGACAGGACAGCAGGGACUGGACGAGAGUGGUGAGGGGAGUGCUGUGCCUGGCAGAUGGAGGCUCGCGCUGCUCAGUUGGGUGGGGCCCUGGUGGUUAGACCAGGAGCAGGAAUAGACAUGUCAUCGGAAGGCGUGGAAGACGAGGUCGUUGGACAAUUGUGGAAACAGAUGGCAGCAGCAAAAAGGGAGGCAGAGACGGACAGGCAGGGAGGCCCAGGCCAGGCCCGGCCAGGCACCCAACCCCGAGCACUGGCUGUUCCAGGAACGGGGGUAGGGAGUGCAGGAAGGGCUCAGCAGUGACCCCGGGCAGACCUCAGAGGCCCUGACGGCUCGGGUUCCUGGUUGAGAAGACCCUGCUCAAGGCUCGUGCACAUCUCCUGACCCUGGGAGAUGCGGAAAGCUGGCAGGCAUCCAGGGAGGAGAGGAGAGGCGCUGGGCACCCUGUCCGGGAAGCACCGAGGUGUGGGGGGCCCAGGGCCCAGCUGGACAGAGCCCCUUGGACCUGAGCUGAGGCCGCAGGUCAAGGAGUAUGAGGGCUAACGACCAUCCUGGUGUCUGACCAAAUGACGCCUUUUUUUUUAAAUGCCAACGUUUUGACUACGCCCUGUGGCACUGGAAUCUUAGCGCCUGACUACAGUUUGAACCUUGUGUUGGAAGCAUAGGGUCUUAACCACCGGGCCACCAGGGAAGUCCCAAGCUUACUUGUUGAGUUUAUAAUUCUUUGGGGGAGUUUGGGGGAAGAGUUUGCCUUGUGUGGAAACUUUGCAUAGGAGGAAAAGGAGGCAGUUAUAAACGUUGGGGAACAGACUCCCCGUGCGGCUCCACUGGGACACGAUUUAUAGUGACGGAAUGAUGUCGUGAUGACUUAGCGAGGAUUUGGUAGAGCUUGGAGACAGGGAGGCGGGGUGGGGGCCCAUGGUGGCAAGACCUCAGCCCUGAUGCUCCCCAAGUCAGAAACAGCCAGGAAGAGCCAUGCUUGGGGCUGUUCGCUGUGGACACAGCAGAGGCCGUGGCGGAGCUUCGGGCCAGGUGCCCAGCCUCUUGUCACAGGAACGGGGCAGUGCCGGUCUUUGAAACGAUGCAUGGAGUGAUACGACGGGCUUGACUUGUCGUCGGCUGAGUUGUGCUGAAAUCCUAAACCCAGUGCCUUAGGAAUAGACUUGUGUGCGGAAUGCAUUAAGAUGCCUUCACACUGGAGGAGGGUGGCCCUAAUCCAGGAUGACCGGUGCCCUUAUUAAAGUGGGGGGGUUUGGACACACACGAGCCAAGGAGCUGCCGGGAGCUGCACAGCCCGGAGCAGGCUCUCCUCGGUGCCUUUGGGAAGCCUGGCCUCCGGAGAGGGAGACAGUAAGAGUCUGUCGUUUAAGCCCCCAGUAUGUGGCACCUUGUCACGGCCGCCCCAGACACUCAUAUGUUGUCGAUCGGUCGCCCAGUCGUGUCCAGCUCUUUGCGACCCCAUGGACUGCAGCACGGUGGCCUCCCUGUCCCUCAGCUCCUGGAGUUCGCCACAGUCCAUGUUCACUGCAUCAGUGAUGCUGUCCAGACACUCCCAUGUGUGCUUAGCCGCUCAGUCGUGUCCGGCUCUCUGUGACCCCGUGGACCGUAGCCCACCAGGCGCCUCUGUCCAUGGAAUUCUCCAGGCAAGAGUGCUGGAGUGAGGUGCUGUCCCCUCCUCCACAGACACUUCCAUGGCAUUCUGCAAACACUGUCUGACUCUCUGUAUCAGCUGAGAUGGAAACAGACCAGAGCCCACUCUGGCCCCUGUGGGGCAGGAUCCGGAGGCCGAGGGGCCAGAGUGGCCGCGAGAGGGCCUCCCGGCCAGCUAGGGCGGUCUGUGGAGCCCCCGCUGUGUGCGUGCCAUCCCUGGGCCUGGAGCAUGCCAGCAUCGCCAGGAUGCGAGUGGGGACAGGGUGGGCAGGGAGGGCAAGCCUGAGGGUUUUGGCCUCUGUCCUGCGGCCACGCGGGGUGCUCUGGGGUUGGAGCCUUGUGGCUGCUUCUGGUUGAGGCCGGCUGGGGGCUGCUGAUGGACAGGAAGGGUUUGCUUAGGGGCUGCAGCCGCCCAGGCUCACUGGGGUGGCGGGUGGGGAGAGGGGAGUCGGGAGGUGGGCCACUGAGUCCCUGGUUUGGUUGCAAGGAUGGACCAGGGCCUUUGGCGGUGGGGACGUGAGAUUGGGUUUCUCACUGUAGGAGAAGUGGAGACUGUCCUUGAGGGUGCGUCCUCUCCCAUGGGUGUGCCUGGCGUGGGGAGAGGGUGCCCUGGUUAAGGGGGUGCUCUGGGAUCUCUGGGCUUCCUGACCCUCCCGUCUCCAUGUCUGCCAUCAGCUGGCCUGUCCCCAACGAGAGCACACGUCCCCCAGGGCCAGGGCUCUGAGCUGCUGCAGCCCCGCUCAGCACGCUGACCACGGGCAGGGGUGAGCAGGGCAUCAUGCGCUGUGAUGGUGAUGCUCCAUCCCACUUGCUGGGUUUCUUGUGAGGGGAACUGGCUCGGCCUCAUGGGCCAAACUAUGUCCCCACAAAAAGUUACUCAGGUGAGCCCUGACCUCUGACCCCUGAGGCCCCGCCCCCCAGCACCUGUGCACGCACCUCAUUUGGAAACGGGGUCCUUUCAGGUGUAACUGAGAUGUGAACUAAGAGGCAGUCACGCUGGAUCAGGGUGGACCUCAGACCGGUCCCUGGGGUGGAGAGAUGCAGAGAUACAGGACCGGGGGAGGCCGUGGGAGGAGGGGGUGGAGGUGGGCGUGAUGCAGGCCCAGCCGGGGCCACACGGACCACCGGCCUCCUCCAGCGGGAGCCAACCCUGCGGACGGCUGGGUCUCUGGCUCUGCGCCUCAGAACCGUCCUAACCCCACCUUGUCGUGGUGCUUCAUGGGGGUGGCCCUGGGAGCGGGGAUUUGAGUCUGCAUGUUGGUAACCUGGGGGGCACGAGUUCCUUCCCAACAGGACAAUGAGAGCGUCAUCAGGAUGGCCGUGCUCUUCACCCAGUGUUGAGCUGUACCCCGACGCCCAGCGUGCCGCUCAGCGUCCCCACCAGGCAUCCCUGGCUUUGCCUGUGGCUGCUGCACCCUGGGUGAUGCCCGACUGCCCCAGGAGACAUGUUUGCCUGGACACGCCGAGGGGCUGCCUUUCCCUGCAUGUCUGUGGUGGCGGAGGACCCGUCCACAUGUGCCCCCUUUGGGCUGCGUGGCUCCCAGCGUCCAUGUCCCGUGUGGCUCCUGCGUCCACGUCCCGCGUGGCUGCCGCAUCCAUGUCCCAUGCGGCUCCCACGUCCAUGUCCUGUGUGGCUCCUGGAGUCCACAUCCUGCUUGUCUCCCAGCAUCCAUGUCCCGCGUGGCUCCCGCGUCCACGUCCCAUGCGGCUCCCACGUCCAUGUCCCAUGAGGCUCCCACAUCCAUGUCCUGCAUGGCUCCUGGAGUCCACGUCCUGCUUGUCUCCCAGCAUCCAUGUCCCGCGUGGCUCCCGCGUCCAUGUCCCAUGCGGCUCCCACGUCCAUGUCCCGCGUGGCUCCCGCGUCCAUGUCCCAUGCGGCUCCCACGUCCAUGUACUGUGUGGCUCCUGGAGUCCACGUCCUGCUUGUCUCCCAGCAUCCACGUCCCACGUGGAUCCCACGUCCACGUCCUGUGUGGCUCCCGCAUUCACGUCCCAUGCAGCUCCCACGUCCACAUCCCGUGUGGCUUCCGUGUCCAUGUCCCAUGUGGCUCCCACAUCCAUGUCCCGUGUGGCUCCUGCGUCCAUGUCCCAUGCGGCUCCCACGUCCAUGUCCCGCAUGGCUCCCGUGUCCAUGUCCCAUGCGGCUCCCACGUCCACGUCCCGCGUGGCUCCUGCGUCCACGUCCCGCGUGGCUGCCGCAUCCAUGUCCCAUGCGGCUACCACGUCCAUGUCCUGUGUGGCUCCUAGAGUCCACGUCCUGCUUGUCUCCCAGCAUCCAUGUCCCGCGUGGCUCCCGCGUCCACGUCCCAUGCGGCUCCCACGUCCAUGUCCCGCGUGGCUCCCGCGUCCAUGUCCCAUGCGGCUCCCACGUCCAUGUCCUGUGUGGCUCCUGGAGUCCACGUCCUGCUUGUCUCCCAGCAUCCACGUCCCACGUGGAUCCCACGUCCACGUCCUGUGUGGCUCCCGCGUUCAUGUCCCAUGCAGCUCCCACGUCCACAUCCCGCGUGGUUCCCGUGUCCAUGUCCCAUGCGGCUCCCACGUCCACGUCCCGCGUGGCUCCUGCGUCCACGUCCCGCAUGGCUCCCGUGUCCAUGUCCCAUGCGGCUCCCAUGUCCACGUCCUGCGUGGCUCCCGGAGUCCACGUCCUGCUUGUCUCUCAGUACCCAUGUCCAGUGUGGCUCCCACAUCCAUGUCCAGUGUGGCUCCCGGCGUUCACGCCCCGUGUGGCUCCCGUGUCCACGUCCGGUGUGGCUCCUGCGUCCACAUCCUGUGUGGCUCCCAGUGUCCACGCCCCGUGUGGCUCAAGCGCCCACAUCCCGUGUGGCUCCCACGUCCAUGUCUGGCACAGCACAAGGUUGGAUCGGGACCCGAAGUGUGGGCUCUGACUGCUGUCUGACACACAAGUUGGACGUUGUCCCCGGAGCCCUCUUUCUGGCCCAGGGCUGGAGUACCCCCAGGGUGGGCUGUGGGGCGGGCCCCUCGCAUCCAUCUUUCACAGCUCUGAUGCUGAUCACUGCCCGUCCCUUUGCACAGUUCACCUCAUCAGGUUUGUCUGAUUUUUCUAACCAGUAAAUCCAGGUCCUACUUUCUGGCAGGAACCCCGUGUCCCACGCUGUCAUUUGUCCUGUGACCGGCCACGCGUGCCUUGCAGCUGGCUUCCAUGGUGGUGUCCAGGCUUCUCCGCUGUGUGCUUUCUGGAUCAGAGGGCGUCCCGGCAUCCGUAGAAAUCUUCAUGCAGCUUCCCCCUGGAUCUGACCACGGAUUUUAUGAUAGCACGGAGUCCAGAGAAUCCUUGGAAACGGAUUGCUCGUCUUUAAAACCAAAACACACAUGUGCGGGUUAGCUCAGCACCCACAGCAGCCAGGGCCUCUUGAAACCUGACAUUCCAGAAGCCCAGGGCCUCCCAAAACCUGAUGUUCCAGAAGCCCAGGGCCUCCCGAAACCUGAUGUUCCAGAAGCCCGGGGCCUGUUGGCACCGACAGAGGGCC
Molecule: messenger RNA, 5596 nt
Organism: Bubalus bubalis (water buffalo)
Lineage: Eukaryota; Metazoa; Chordata; Mammalia; Artiodactyla; Bovidae
Gene: FAM53A
Product: family with sequence similarity 53 member A
Exons: 3
Coding region: 3902-4993 (363 amino acids)
Source: RefSeq, a predicted model, not a curated record